Knipowitschia caucasica is the source of this 393-nucleotide messenger RNA. The record is from the annotation of a GenBank genome assembly. NCBI's taxonomy places the organism in Eukaryota, Metazoa, Chordata, Actinopteri, Gobiiformes, Gobiidae.
AUGCCUGGCAGCUCUCCCAAUGUUGAGCGUCAACGUGCCUGGUCACACAUGCUGCUGCUGCUGCUGCAGUCCGGCCUCAGGCGCCGCUGGAGUCUCCUGAUGACGCUGCUGCUGCUGCUGUCCGCGUGCACACGCCUCUGCCGCGCGCACUCCACCACCGUGGAGCACGACUUCCAUAUAGUGCACAACGUCGACAACAGGAGUCCAGAGAUCGACCCGUUCUGGUACGUGGGGCGUGGGGUCAGACCGAUCGGCCGCUUUGGGAAGAGGCACAGUGUGGAGGAGGACAUGCAGCCUGUGCUCCGGACUCUACUGCUGCUCCUCAACAACCUCAAGUCCAGGAGACAAAUGGACCAGGUCCCAAUGGACACAGAACAGGACUGGCUGCCAUGA